UCAUGGCUGCCAUGCUGUAUGGAUGAAGAAGAAGCCGAGUCUUUCGGACAUCACGUCUCAAUUUUUAUGGUGGCCCUAGUCGCAUUUGCCACAUUCUUCUGUGUAACCCUCAUACUUGUUCUGGUUUUUCUACUAGGAUAA
Messenger RNA from Haemonchus placei, 141 nucleotides. NCBI's taxonomy places the organism in Eukaryota, Metazoa, Nematoda, Chromadorea, Rhabditida, Trichostrongylidae. The record is from the annotation of a GenBank genome assembly.